Molecule: messenger RNA, 1638 nt
Organism: Fusarium redolens
Lineage: Eukaryota; Fungi; Ascomycota; Sordariomycetes; Hypocreales; Nectriaceae
Exons: 2
Coding region: 144-1553 (469 amino acids)
Biological process (GO): regulation of DNA-templated transcription
Molecular function (GO): DNA-binding transcription factor activity, RNA polymerase II-specific; zinc ion binding
Source: RefSeq, a predicted model, not a curated record
CAUCCUCCUCCCGUCCAUACGGUUAUCUCAGCUGAAAUCGAGUCAUAGCGCUGUGUCUUUACUACCCACGAUUGGUUCCCUGUCCAGGGUUCUCUUCCGGCACCAAUAUCGAAGCCCCAAGUGGAAAUUCGCAGUUUUCCAACAUGGUUAACACUGGCCGACCCUCAAUGGACUGUCUUCCCUGUAGGCGACGCAAGCUCCGAUGCGACCUAAAACCGGAAUCCUGCGGCCAGUGUCGCCGAGCCAACAUAUCAUGCCAUGGCUACCGGAAUUUCCAGGACCUGGCGUUCCGUGACGAGACACAUGUAGCCAGGCAAAAGGUGGUGGCCCGCCAAAGAUAUUCCGGCAAUCAGCUCAUUAUGUUGCCUUCGCCGAUGCUAGACCUGAAUCUGGACGUCGAGACACGUUGUCGAGGCACCUUUUUCGUGCUUUAUGUUACUGGCUUGUCACGGAGUUGCUCCUCUCUCCCACCACUAUACAACCAGGCCCCUAUCGCAGGGCAUCUUGCAUACAGUGUAAAUGCAGUCAGCCUCGCGUUCUCGGCAAUACAGUUCGAGAGCCGAGAACUGAUAAGUUCCGCCUUUAACACAUACUCGGCUGCCAUAGGGAGUCUGAGAAAUUCACUAUGCGAACCGAAAGUGUUGAUAGGUGAUGAGAUUCUGCAGUCGAUACUACUUCUUGAUCUAUUUGAGAAACUAACAGGGCCGAGCCUUGGCAUGCCAGGAUCUUCGAUGACUCAUAUUCGAGGGGCAAUGUCAAUGAUCGAGUCGCGAGGAACGUUGAACUUUACAAGUGUUUUAUCAACGCAACUCGCCAGAAGCGCUUUAUCGCACUAUAUAAUUAGUUGCGGGAUAUCCAAAACUUCUAUUCUGGACUCGCAAGUUGCCGUCUGGAAGACUCUUUCUGGGCUUACCAUGGAUGAUAAAUGGGAUUACAUGGGAAUCCUAGUUGAUAUUGUUAACUUGAGGGCCAUUUUGGCCAAGGGAAUAAUGGUUGACGACAGGAAGAUAAGAGGAAGGAUUCUUGAGAUAAAUUGUAAGCUUGGAUACCUUGCGGACUCAUUGGAAAGGUCAUGCAGGCCAGUCACCGUCUCCUUACACCAUUGGCAAACAUUCAGCGGAGAAUACGACGUCUAUCCGAACCACCAUUCAAUGCAACUAAGCAACGCAGUGCGGAUGAUGCGUUUAGAGAUGGAAGGAUUGAUAAGGGAAAGAUACCGGCAACAUAACGCUGACAUGAUCAACAAGAUUGCGAGGCAAAUCUGUCGCUCUGUUACGCACUACAUCAUGCCACAUGCUAGGCCAGAAAAUACUGAGCCUUUCACACCGAUGCAGAAGCUGCAGUGCAAGGUGCUGAUGGCACCACUGUACCAGGUUGCUCAGCUGUCAACAGAGAAUUGCGUACAAGAAUGGAUUUGGACAAUCCUGGAAUACAUGGCAGAGAAGGGUAAUAUGCGGAUAGCAAGGGAUGUCCUUGGCUUGUCCAAGAGAAGACUGGACAUAGAUUAUUGGACGAUUUGGGCCAUGGCAGGAUCCUAUGCAACAGCAGCAUAAGAUAGUCUGCAAACAGAUUACAUAGAUCCGGACAUCAGGUUUAAGUCCAUCUAAUACUCGUAUUCGUAAACAUGUAUGCUUAGAU